Colletotrichum truncatum is the source of this 921-nucleotide messenger RNA. Its product is annotated as NAD -binding protein. Lineage: Eukaryota; Fungi; Ascomycota; Sordariomycetes; Glomerellales; Glomerellaceae. The record is from RefSeq and is a predicted model, not a curated record.
AUGACAUUCUCCCCAGCUGACGACAUCCCGGACUUGACUGGAAAGGUCAUCAUCGUGACCGGUGGUAGCAGCGGUCUGGGCAAAGAAAGCGUGCUGCAACUUGCAAAGCACAACCCUCAGGCUAUUUAUCUUACGGCCAGAACAGAAGCUCGAGGGAAUGCCGCAAUCAAGGAAAUUCAGGAAGCUGUUCCAGCAGCGAAGAAUAAGAUCAAGUUUCUCGAGCUAGAUCUCGCCUCUUUUGCAUCAAUAAAGAAGGCCGCCAACACUUUCUUGGGGUUGUCAGAUCGUCUCGACGUCCUGAUGAACAAUGCAGGACUGAUGGCGUCUCCCCCAGAUGUUACAACCGAUGGCUAUGAAGUACAAUUUGGCUCAAACUACAUGGGACCUGCUCUCUUCACCAAGCUGCUGCUCCCGAUUCUCCUCAAAACAGCCGAGCAGCCUGGGGCUGAUGUUCGCGUGGUCAACUUGAGCUCAGAGCUGUUCAAGACUGCCCCUAAGGAAGGAAUCAUACUUUCCCGUUGCAAGACGCCUCUCAACGAUGUUUCCAGUUUGGCUCGCUAUGGCCAAUCGAAGCUCGCGGAUUACUACCACACCCGCACUUUGAGCGAACUGUAUCCUACCAUCAAGUUCGUUGCAGUACACCCCGGCGUGGUGAAUACCGGUCUGUUGGAUGAGUUCAAACAAAGACACCCUUGGCUGGGGGGAUUCGUUAAUGUGGUUGGGUCAGUCUUUCUGACGGAUGUCCACGCGGGGGCUCGAGCGCAACUCUGGGCUAGCACAGCCGACAGAAAGGGUAUUAGGAGCGGUGGGUUCUAUAAUCCCAAAUUGAGAGAGUAUAAGGAAGCUAUUUUGUCUAACGAUAAGGCGGCCAAGGAAUUGUGGGAUUGGACUGAAAAGGAGUACCAGGAUAAGGGAGUUUGA